Molecule: messenger RNA, 10193 nt
Organism: Microplitis demolitor
Lineage: Eukaryota; Metazoa; Arthropoda; Insecta; Hymenoptera; Braconidae
Gene: Cdep
Product: FERM, ARHGEF and pleckstrin domain-containing protein 1
Exons: 12
Coding region: 209-9562 (3117 amino acids)
Cellular component (GO): cytoskeleton
Molecular function (GO): cytoskeletal protein binding; guanyl-nucleotide exchange factor activity
Source: RefSeq, a predicted model, not a curated record
CAUACUGACGCACCAGCCGUGUGCUUUGUCAUUGUCUUUGAUAAAUAAAUAGCUAAGAAGCUUCCGAGGAAGCUUUUCACGGAGCUCACAGUAUGAAGACCUAACGAGGUACAACCGGGCCAAUGAAUGCUCAUUGACGAGGACAAAAGAGUCCGCGGGAGGUGACGAGUAGAAUUACGCGGAUGUUUUUUUUUAUUUUAAAUAAGAAAUGAUUGAUAUUGACAACAACUUCGGCAUGAUGGGAAGCUCCAAGAUGCCGCACAGCCACUCAACUCCGGCUGGCGUUGACGGUGGAAGUCGUACUCCGCCUACGACACCACGUAAAGCUGGAAAAAUGCUCGCCGUGAGAGUGCAAAUGCUUGAUGACAAAGUCACCAUGUUCCAAGUCCAGGCUAAAGCAUUGGGAAGAGUUUUGUUUGAUCAAGUAUGUAAGCAGUUAAAUUUAUUGGAGGCUGACUACUUCGGGCUGGAGUACCAGGAGCCAAAUGGAACUAAGUACUGGUUGGAUUUAGAGAAACCUGUUUGUCGACAAGUAGGUUUAACAAUGGUCGAUCCACUGUUAAGAUUCUGUGUUAAAUUUUACACACCGGACCCAGGACAAUUGGAGGAAGAAUUUACAAGAUAUUUAUUUUGUUUGCAAAUAAAACGAGAUCUUGCUCAUGGUCUACUUCAAUGUAAUGACAAUACUGCUGCAUUAAUGGCUAGUUACAUUGUGCAAGCUGAAUGUGGUGAUUAUGUAAUUGAAGAUUAUCCAGAUCAUACUUAUUUGUCGACAUACAAAUUCGUCCCGCAUCAGGAUCAUGAACUUGAAAGAAGAAUUAUGGAAAAUCAUAAAAAACAUUCAGGUCAGUCUCCAGCGGAAGCAGAUUUAAAUUUAUUAGAAACGGCUCGACGAUGUGAACUUUACGGCAUGAAAAUGCAUCAAGCUAAGGACCAUGAGGGAGUUCCAUUGAAUCUGGCGGUCGCGCAUAUGGGCAUCGUGGUCUUCCAAGGUUACACCAAGAUCAACACCUUUAGUUGGGCGAAAAUACGCAAAAUCAGCUUCAAAAGAAAACGAUUUUUAAUAAAAUUACACCCGGAGGGUUACGGCUAUUACAAAGACACCGUUGAAUUUUUCUUUGACGGACGUAAUGAGUGUAAAAAUUUUUGGAAAAAGUGCGUCGAGAAUCACGGGUUCUUCCGUUGCUCUGUUGUCAAACGCGUGUUGAGACAAAAAACGCGGGUCCUUAGUCGUGGAUCUUCCUUUAGGUAUAGCGGAAAGACACAAAAGCAAAUCGUCGAAUUCGUGCGCGAUAAUUACGUAAAACGUCAAACAUUUCAAAGGUCCAAUUCAUUCCGGCAGACUAGCGGUUGUAGGGCAUUGCAGGGCUCGGAGGGGGGAGGUUAUCGUGGCGCCACCCCUAGCAGCUCGCUUAUGGGCAGCUCCAGCAUCUCUGCCCACCCCCUCCUGCCCCUUGGCGACCCUGCCCUGGGAACACCUCAUCUGUCUCUGUCAUGCGGCUCGAUGACGCCGGAUUCUCCGACGACUGUGACGAGUGUCUCGAUGGGCGGGACGAGUCAUCACCGUCGCGACGACACAGCUAUGUCCUGUCGGACGCUCACCUCUAUCGACGUCCAUACACCAGCUACUCCCAAUCAAGUACCGGGACGACAUAUUACGGCUCAACAACGGAUAACAUCAUCAACAGGUCGUAUCAGCCCCUCUAACAGCAGUCCCCCAGAAUUUCCACCACCCCGACCCUUACCCCGACAUCCUUGGCAGCGUUCCGCAAGCUGUCGUGAGCUUUACGCGACUUCCUUCGAAGAUUCAGGUCGCGCGCGGCAGCCUCGCAAUGACAAGCUGGAAGCCGGGUUAGCAGACACCUUCCAGCUGCCAUCGCAAGGCGAAUUAGAUGCACCUGUAACUCGUUACGACGAGAGUAAUCGUUCGUACAGUGCAGCGAGCUCAAAGCUACCAUCGCUCGAUCACGACUCAGUGCCCGAACGCGUUUACAGCAGCUCUUAUCCCGGCACUUCCUCGGUCUCUACUGAGUCCGGGCACGAAGAGUCGGGACCAGGAGCUGACCUAUCCCACGACGAUUUGUCCCACGACUCCUACGAGCUCCUCGAGCGCGAGCACGAGUUUGAGUAUCCCGAGUCUUAUUCGAGUCCUCACGAGGACGACGACGAACAGGAGGCACUGUCUGAUCAGAGCGACGAAGGAAUCGAACACGAAAUGUUUCAAAUGGACUCUGAAACUGAUUCCUUCGUCAAACAUCGUUCUAUUAAAUCUACCGACAAACAAUUAUUUAAAUCUGUACUCGCGGAUAUUAAAAAUGUUAAUAAAUCAAAGUCUACGGAUCGGCACUCAACUCUUAAUAAAUUAGACAAUAAUUUAAUUGUUACAGAGGCGCGAAUUCAGCGUUCGUCGACGCAAAUCGAACGUAAAUUUGAAAUUAAAAAUAAUAUAGGUGACUCAGGUAAGCCGCCGUUGCCGCACCAGGAUACCGUUAGAAAAGACCCGGUUAUUUUACAAGUGCAGAAGCAAAAGUUGACUGUUUUGAAUGAAUUAAAGAGUUUGAAACCUAAGUAUAAGAUAACGCACGUGGAUUCCGAAGUGUUGAGAGAUGAGGGAAUAAUGCGACCUAAAUCCCGUAUUGACGAUGACUUGAGUCCGGUCGACGGCAAUAAAACAAUUUUAGACCAAGCUCGCGAGAGGACAACACGCGCUAGAAGUAUCGUCAGUCUGGAGGAUCAAAUUCAUCGGCCGUAUAUCGAGACCGGUAGUCUCGGAAGAAAUCACGGGAAUAAAAAACGGGAGGAGACUAGAAGUAUUGAGAAAUUGAUGGCCAAGGAGAGGAAAAAUAUUGAGAGAGAAGAGCGUAAGAGGAUGGAACGGGAUGUCAGACGGUGGGAUAAGAGUGAUCGCGAUAGGAGAUCGUCGAUGGGACGUGUGGAUUCCCGAGAAAGACGUAGUAUGGAACGACUUGAUUUCCGUGAGACUUAUUCUGUACGUGUGGAGAGAGAUGACAGCCGCGAGUUGCGACGCAGCAUUGAAAGACUCGAUUCAAUUGAACGAAAUAACGGGGAGAGAUUUAUUAUUGACACGAGUAUCAAUAAUAAAGAGCGCAAUGGCAAGCGUAAUCAUCGGGAUUCAUGCCGUGGCAAGAGUGUCGAGCGCUUGGAUUCGAGGGAACUGAGGAAGAGCAUGGAGAGAAUCGAUUCGAGGGAAAGCCGCAGAAGUCCUGGUAAGACUCACGAGUAUGAGAGACACACAUGGGAGCGGAUUGAUUCUGGCAACAAGAGUCCCUUUGAUCACCGCCACAGCUCUUCACGCGACGUACGUGGAAAGAGUUACGAGCGUCUGGAUUCCCGUGAACGAGAGCGGCCUACUUUCGACUUCGAUCCACGGACUAUUGAACGUCUGAGUUCGCUAGAGAAGACUGUGCUCGAGCGAUUUAUUCCCGCGGAUUCAUUGGAUAAGAGCUACGACAAUGGUAAUGGCAAAAAAUAUUCUGGCAGCAAAACUUCUGCUGACAGACGUAGUUUUAGUAGAGUUGAUUCUCGGGAGAGACGCAGUCUAGAGAGAUUGGAUUCACGUGAACGGAGACGUAGUAUCGAGUGCUUGGAGCCGUGUAGUGAAAAUUCACAUCGCCGGAGAGACACAAGAGAUAAAAAAGAUGAGCUGCCUAGAGAACGUGAUGACUGGAGAAGUUUGGAACGUGCUCGCAAAGAGGCCGAGCGGCUUGAACGUGAGCGACAGAUCAAAGUAUUUAUGGAGACACGUAAUGACGCUGAUUUACCACUGGAAUGUGAAGCUAAAAUGAAGUCAUCAUUUACUGAGUACGAUCCCAAAGUCGUUGGCGGAGUUAUUGUUGGCUUCGAAGAGACUUCUUUAGCGGGACACAUUCCCGUCGAACGGACCAAGAGCGAUCCUUGUCCUGGACGGCAGCGAAUUGGGUCGAACAGCAAGAGACAUAUGCUGAUGCACCAGAAAUCUAUCGAUCUUACGCCCGCCGACUCAGGUGACGAGGACGCGUUUAUUGCCGAGGCACCACGUAAAAGUAACGACAUUCCUUAUACACUUCACAAGCGCGUCAUGAAUGGGACAGUGUCUGAAGACAAGUCAGAAUCAGAUAGCGGUAAAAAUUCUACAAGCAAAGUCACCAGUAAGUCUAUCGAUUUAGUUAAACUACCGAUUAAACAAGUGACAGAUGUGUCAAUGCUAGAUUUAACAAAACUACCGCCCACUCCGAAUGCUAUUACAAAAUUGAUAACAGAUCGACCGAAGAGUAUUCUUAUAAGUCCUGACAAAACAAAGUCUCCAAAAAUACUCAGUCCUAAAUUAUCACCAACGGAACCUAAAAUAAUUCACAUAAAUACGGAAAAGACACCUACGGGUAUUUUAAAAUCACCUUUGAAGACGAUGGAUAAAAUAAAAAAUGAAAUAGCGAUGCACAAGUCUGCGAGCGUUGAUAAAAAAAUCCACAAGUUAUCACCUACUGAUCCCAAUGUCACGAUUAUUUCGGUGAUUGAUAAGAAGAGUAAAAAAUCACCCGCUGACUCCGGGUCUGAGCGGUCGCCUUCCAAGGGGCAGAGCCUAGCGAGCAUCGUUUGCUUGGAAAUGAAGCAGGUACUGGAGAAAAAGGAGGUUCAGAAAGAGCGGCUGAAGGUUCCGGACGACUCGCUAGAGAAGCAAGACAGCAUUGAGAAAAUUCCGCUGCCAGAGAUUCCUAUCCGAGGUGGAAUUAUCAGAUCACCGACAUUAGAAAGGUCUCCGACCAAAGACAAGUCGCCGUUGCGGUCACCGACUAAAGAAAAAUCACCCGUCAAGUCGCCGACUAUAAAAUCACCGACUAGAGAAGUGAUAACUGUUGACAUUGAGCCUCAGCCGCCGGCUACACCCACACACAGACCGACUACGCCGAUAAAUAUUCCACCGGCUUCGCCGACACGUAAGCCAGACGCAUCUCCGAAGACUUCAACAGCAACUUCACCAGCUAAAAAGCCUGAGAAACCAAAGACUCUUGAAAAGCCCAGCAUACCUGAGAAAACAAAACGUAUUUUAGAUCGUAUUGAGUCACGAUUCUCUGAAAUAAGUAAAAAUUCACCGACAAAAGUAUCACGUCCUAAAAUAAUAGACACUGGGUUUGAUGACUUCGUUGAUCCGGUAGCAGAUUUACCGCUUGAUGACGUCCCAGUUAAGCCAGCGUUUGAAUUGGAGACACUAAAAGUGCCUGACUUUAAUCCAUUUAUGCUGAGACCGCAUGCAGAGCCGCUGCGUUCAAAGUCGCUGUCGCUGGCUGAGGAGAAGGCGCCGAUAGAUACUCUGCUGUCACCGGAAGUUGAGAACAAACACUUUGUGCCAGAUGUGUCGCCGAAGAAAAUAAAAAAAGCCAAGUCGGAACCCAAGAAGGAUUUCAAGAAACAGUCGAAGUCACUUGAAGGCGACAAGCCGCCGCUCAAGAAGACGGGAUCCAAAGAGUCACGCGUGUCGCCGGCGACCUCUAAGAUAGACAAGUCGAAGUUAAAAUUAGACAUGCCGCAGGAAAUAAUAAUCAUUGACUCGACGGACGUUGACGUUGAUGUGGAACCGGAGAUCAGUAUUGUACAGAAAGGGAGAUCCAAGUCGGUGACCCGGUUGACUGAUCGCUCUCUGUCUAAAGAUGAAGAGCCGAAGAAACCGCGUGCUAAGUCCGCGUCCGUUGAUGAUGAAUUGAUAAAAGGAAUUGUUGUUUUUAAAGUUGAUAAGGCGCGGCCCAAGUCUCUGGGGAUUUCCAAGAGUCUCAGCAACACGGAAAAGGAUUCUAUCGACAGAGUAUCCCCGAAGAAAAUAAUGAAAGGCAAAUCUGUUGAUGGCAAAGUGUCUCCUAUUCGCAGAUCACCUUCUCGUUCACCCGCACGCAGUCCUGAUGCCAAAGAGUUGCCGGUCCUUAAAGACGAAGGCGAAGAAGAAGCGGCGGCUGAGGAACUUGAAGUAAAACCAGACGUAGACAAAGACGAGGAUAAGUCAAAAUUAAAAUUGAAUGAUACUGCGCAAGACAAAUUGGUGAUUCGUGAAAGUGGACCAGUGCUACGACGUAUGGAUUCUAUUCAGUCACCAGCUAUUCAACGUCGUGCGAAAUCUUUGGACACUACGGCGCCAUUGAUUCCGUUAAAUAAAUUACCACCAGCAAACGCUUUGUCUCCUAAAGACGACACCGUUGAUGACCCUGAUGAUAAAGCUCUGGAUAAUGAUAAAAAAGAAAUAAAACUAGCCAUUGAAGUAUCACCCAAUCAUCGUUCAGACAGCACUGAUCCUACUCCAGUACCAGAAAUUUUUACCGACUCGCAAUCAAUGACUGAGCCCUCGACUCAGUACCUCGAGUCACCGUUGAAUGAAUUCCAAGAUAUAACAACUUGUCCGGAUUUGAUUCCGUAUGAGCAAGAAAGUGGACAAGUUCAGCAGAGACCAUCGCAAGAAGUUGAAACGGUAACGACGAAGAUUAAGCCGGCUACGAGGUUCAUUGAUCAAAGUUCUGUUGAAUCAUCAGCGGAGCCAGACAUUGUUCAAGACAAUCAGAUAAAGCCCCUGAGCGAUGUUAAAAAGACCAAGGGGGAGAAGAAAGCCGAGAGUUCUAGUGGCACUGACAGCUCGGAGGGUGAGAAGAAAGGGAUUGAUCGUAAAAUGAAGACAAUUGGCUCGUCCCUAUCGAUCACUACUGACGAGGCAACUCCACGUGGUUCAAUUGAACGCGAUGAUGUGCCGAAUGUCACGGUGAGCAUCGUCGAGGGACAGAUGGAGAUGCCGAUUGAUUACUUUGAUGGGGAUGAUGCUCCACAUAUGGUUAAAUCGCCGAUUCAGAUUUCUAUUGAGGAGUGUUCGGAUGCCGAGGAAGAACCAUCGGCGAGUGAAGAACAGAAUGAUGAGUUAUUUGACCAGGCGGUUUUCCAGGCCCAGCAGCAGGAGAAGCAACGACUGGAUUCAGCUGGAGACACCAGUGAAGACACUUUGGAUGCUCUGGAUGCACAAAUUCAGAUGCAGGGACCUGACAGUGACGUCUCGUCGCCGGAUUACGCUGACAAGAUGGACGAGAAGACGUUGGUUGAAGUCGAGUUGACACCUGAGUACUUGGAGAUGCGUAAAGAGGACGAUGAAGAAGCUGAAGAACUCCCGGAAGAUGAACCACCGAGAAUGGACUCCGCGGACCUGAGCAACGCGGAUUUGGAUAAUAAAAAAUCACGACUGAGUACUGAACGAUCGAGAAGUGAAGAGACGAUAACUUAUACUCCGGAUCGCGAGGAUCCUGACUCAAGUUCUUGCUCAAUAGCCCGUCCACUGGGUAUCGGAGUCCUGCAGCCGAUUGUGGAUCACCGUGAGAUCGCGAUGAUCAAAGAAAGCCGCCGAGAACUUUCGUUGGAAGACGAGAGCAGCAGUGGAUCUCAACCAGGACCAAGAAUGGAAAUGAGUUCCACGUGGAAGCCAUUUCCUCUUGAGAGUUCUGGGAGUUCUAGUCUAGAAGACGCGGGCUGGAUGCCUCCAGAUAGCGAUCAGCAUCAUCAGUACCCGGAAGGUGCUUCGGGUGAAGACAGCUUCAGAGAAGACCUCGCAGACUAUCCGGGAGCUCUUGCGUACACAAUAGGUCCAGAAAUUCUAGCCAAUUACGGAGCUUUUGCUCUGUCGCGCACACUUUCACGUAUUUCUGAAAGAUCGACAACUUCCGAGCAAGAUAAGAGCGAUCUCGAGGACUCAUUUAAGCCGUCAUCAAGGUCACCGAGUCUGGAUGACGAGUCUCUGAUGUCUAGCGACCAUCAGCCUUCAUUGUCAUCAGAUCCGCCUUCUGGAACAGCUUUGCCGUCGGUUUCUGACGAUCGCAGAACCUCUUCAGAGCUCCCAGACAUUCCUAUAGACGUACCAGGUAAUCCGGAUGACGACACAAAGUCCCCGAGAACCAGGAGAUCUAGAUUGCAGUUACAGACUUCAGAAGACUGGCCAUCGCCUCCCAGCUCUCCGGUCUUCGAGACUCCGGUGGUCAGUCACGUGGAAACCUUCUACAUGGAAAUAAAACCCGAGGAAGCUGUCAAAGUGACUGUGACUGACAGCACCGAGACACCGCGUAACGAAGACAGUGACUCGAGCGACGAAAAUCGAACUCUGCAUGACGAUUUGCACUCGGGGCUGCUCGAGGACAACCAGAGCUCAACUUCUGCGACUUUAGUCGAUGGCACAGUUAAAAUAGUCGUCAAGCCGCGCAGCAAUUCCUACAUAACUGGUUCCUCACACAGCGAAGACACUUCCAUGGGUCUCUCCAUGUCCGAGUGGUCGAGUUCCAACAACACAGUCCGUCAAUUUUGCCAGUACUCUGGCACCAAGUCCGAUGACAACUCACUUGCCGAGCUCGGCGCUUCUAUUUCCGACUGGUCCGGCAGCACUACUGUCAUCCCCGGGCAGCAAUACUACACGGCAAUAGCCGCGGAAAAAAGCCAAAGUGACACUACGACUUCGGAAAAAAGUGUCACAAGCAUGCGUCCAAAUUCUAAAUGCCAAAAUGUCAAUUUAUCAGCAUCACGAGAAGACCUGACUAACUUGGGCUUCGAUGAUGACGACACCGGUUACCCCGAUGACGGCGAAGAAGGCGAAGGAGAUGACGAUCAAAGAAACGACGAGUUCAACGAAGCGCGCAAGUUUGUCGAGAGUCAAUUCGACGAGCACCGCAAACGCUACGACGAUGAUCAAUCGACAAACGCUUACACUGACAUAUCACCACCGCAGAUAGUAUUUCACCGUGACUACGAUGACGAGGAGGAAGAAGGAGUCGAUGAAGAUUUGGAGUUCGGUGCAUUGCCAAGUAUACCUGUGCCUAUUUUAGAAGAAGAGGAAGAAGACGAAGACCAACAUCUGUAUGACAAUGUGCCGGUACGUAAUAUAGGCCGAGGAAGAAUGAAGGUCAGUCCUGCUGACAGCAUGUCAGAGGACACCCAAGACAGAUACUCUGGUCUGGCUUCAAGGUCGAGGUCUGGAGACGACGAAUGGAGUUUCGAAGAACCGCGAGUUGAAAUGAGUCUAGAUGAAGAUCGAUCUUCCCGGGCAUUAAAAGAAGCUGCUCAUAAAUUCAAUCGCGGGUACUCGGACCCCGUGCCUCUGGACAACAGACGCGGCACCAGGUCCACUCAGCGACCUGUGAUUUUUCCCAAUAGAGCUAAGUCAACUCCUUACUACUCGACGACGAGCUUGAGCGGGGAGUCGACGACCUCCAGUCCUCCGAUGCCAGUGCGCACGCAAAUACGAACUAAGACCAUGGCAGCUUACGCCGCAUGUCGCAGUCCCCAGAGCGAGGGUGACACUUCCUCGAGCAUGGACAGUCCCGCACACACUCCAGACCGCGGGCAACGCGCUUUCAGGCGCAAGCGGCAGCUCAACGCCAAACGACGGCAUCGCGUCUCGAUGGACUUGGAGAUAAAAGACGGACACGUCGUCUCCAGCACGGAUUCUAGUUUUGACGUCGCCAACAUUCCGCCCCCGCUCCUGAUCGAGGAACAGGAGGAUGUAAAUCCCGACGAAGAGGAGGAAGAUAUGAUGGAGACUCUGGGUCAUGAACAAUAGAUUCUGUAAUUUAUUUAUUGAGUUUUAAGUUUUUCGAGAGGAUUUUCGAGACUGAUAACAACGAGAUACGUCAAUAGACUAAACGAUUUAAUCGUUUUAAAUAACACAAGCAAUGUCGAGUGCUCGUGAUGGCUACUUAAUACAGGAAUUGAACUAUAAAAAAUAAAUAGAGAUCAAAAUGAUUUUUUUUUUCUUCAAGCGGAAUGUCUUGGAGAGAAAAAAUAAUCGCGUAAGCAUUGUUGAGUAUAGAACUGUUUACGAUAAAAAAAUAAAUAAAAAAAACACAAGUUGAGAGGAUGUUCGAUUGAGGUGUAGAGCAGUAGAGUCUUAGUGCUAGGCUUGUAGUUAGGUCACAAUAAAAUACUCGAUAGUAUUAAGUCGUUACUAAAGGAAUUUAAAAUAGGAAUGAGUAAAUCAAUACAAUAAAUAAUAAUAUUUAUUAUUAUAAAUUAAUUCAUUAAUUAAUUGAUUGAUUGAUUGGUUGAAGGAACAAUAGAACUGACGAUUAAGUUUACAAAUGGAUGACAAUCAUCGCGCCACGCGUCAGUCAUCAAUUAUUAACAAUACACUUUCCUCCCUUAAUCUACUAUAGCAAACGGGUAAUUUAAUAAAUCUCAUAUAUAUUUAUAUA